This is a messenger RNA of Mytilus trossulus (common blue mussel), 2241 nucleotides long. Its product is annotated as magnesium-dependent phosphatase 1-like. Gene Ontology annotation, molecular function: acid phosphatase activity. The transcript is spliced from 6 exons. NCBI's taxonomy places the organism in Eukaryota, Metazoa, Mollusca, Bivalvia, Mytilida, Mytilidae. The coding region runs from base 441 to 1187 and encodes 248 amino acids. The record is from RefSeq and is a predicted model, not a curated record.
UUUAAGAUUUAUUUAGUAAUAUGAACCGCAGGUUUUCAACGGCGAAAAACAAAUUAUCAAUUCAAUGUCUUCAGGGUGAUCAAAAUAUAUGCACAUUGAAUCAACGAACCAGCGUUAUUUUUCACCACGUGAUAAUAAUAUCGGCUGCAACGUAACAAACGUUUUCGCGCCAAAUUUUCUACAUAUACCAGAUCGACUACCACUCAAUAUUCAUUUUCGACAGUUAAACACUUUGGUUAAUAAGACUUAAAUGUGGAAAAUAGAGCGCUUAACAAGCAUCUGCCCUCUGUGUAUACUUGAUUGUGUAUAGUAUUGCCAAUCUUACAAAUUGAAUUGGCGGGCUGUCAAUACAUCAAUAUCCAGGGAUGAGCGUGUGACAAAAAAAUUACAAAGAAUUAUUCAUUUUUUCUUAAAUUAGGACACAACUUUUUCAAUUUAAAAUGGACAGUAAACCGAAACCAAAGCUUAUAGUUUUCGACCUAGAUUACACAUUGUGGCCAUUUAGGGUAGACCGAAAAAAUAAUGUAGAGCCUCCAUUUAACCGAACGCCUGACGGUAAAGUGUUUGACGCCAACAGUAGGGAGAUCAAAUCAUUUCCAGAUAUUGAUCAUAUUUUAUAUAAACUACACGAUGAGGGAUACAAAUUAGCAAUCGCAUCAGAGGCAUUCUAUAAAGACGAAACUAGAAGACUUGUAUCUUACUUUGGAUGGGAUGAAUACUUUGACUACAUAGAAAUCUACCCCGGAUCAAAAAUUACUCAUUUCUUACAAAUUAAAAAAGAAAGUGGUAUUGAGUUUCCAGAUAUGAUGUUCUUUGACGAUGAGAGAGAUCACCUCUCUGAAGUAGCACAUACGUGUUUAGGAGUGACCUGUAUCUGGGCCAAUCGUGGAGUGUCAGAAGAAAUUCUAGAUGAGGCUUUUCAAGCUUUUGUAAACAACCAUUCAGACAACAUUAAUACCAGUACUCUAUCUAUAAACAGUGUAGAUUCUGACGAAUCACAAAGUGAAACAACUGUGAUUUAUUGUCACAGACGUAGGGGGUCACGUGCGUCCAUACAAUAUGACGUCCCUCCUGUCAUCGAUCGGGCAAUACGACUACGCGGACGAAGAAUGUCAGCGCCUGCUUUAAGUAUAAACUUGAAAGACAACAAAAAGAUGUUUGCCUGUCCCGAAAUUAUUGAAAACUAAAGUUAUUAACCAAGAACAAGACGUAUGAAAAUAGAGUAGAACAUAAUCCAAACGCUGAUGACGCAGUCGACACUUUUGAAAAUCUGACUCUUCCAAGCGUUUGAUGUAAUAUUUGACGACUAUAUAUUCAUAGAAAUCUGAGAUAACCUUGACUUCUUGAAGAAUUCAGGAAUGUGUUGAUAAAUAUUGGUGCAUUAAUUGUUUGACUUGUUUGUCGAUAUUGAUGUUAAACUUGAUGGAUAGUAUAUCAAUCACUCAUCACUACACUUAAUGAUCAAGGCAAACUAGAGAACAUUCAUACAACACCUAGUUGAAAUGACCAUCUGUUUACUAUCAAGACGCCAUUAGAUAAUCGCUUGGGAGAUUGUCCAAAUAAAAAAAGGACAUCCAACUAUUCAAUCAUUCAUCUUCUAUCCCAUCCCUCGUUUAUGAUAUGUUAGGUAUCUGGUCAUAUUGCCAACAUAUUCUUUUUCUGCUUUAAGUUUAGAUUGUAUAUAAAACUACGAAAGCCUGUACAAAACGCAAAGGAUAUAUAUGUUUACUUAUUUUGUAAAAUAAAUAGUUUAAUUUUUAACGGUCUAGACACAUGUUUCAUACUUAAUUUUUAACGGUCUAGACACAUGUUUCAUACUAGAUACAUUUUUUUGUAUACAUGCAAUUAAGAAGCAUAAACUACUUAAAUAGAUACUUUUUUUUCAAAAUGCACACAUGUCCGUCAUUUUAAGUAUUUUUAUAGUUUUUUUUUUAAUUGUUCACAUCCAUACUGGAAGAAGCUGUCUGAAUCACAGGGAACAAAUAUCUUUAUUGUAAGAUCUUUUUCGUACAGAAAAGAAGUCGGGAAUGGGAAGAUUUAAGUGACCCAUAAAUAGAGGGGAAAAAAAGAAAAUACAUGUAUAUGAAAACCAAACACAAUUUGUGCCAAAAAGUUCCACCUUUAGAUAUACAAAUUGAUGUAGACGUUAUCAGUGUAUAUAUUAGCAUGAAUAUUACGACCAGCUGAACAUUUUUUCUUAUUAAUAGGUAUUCAUAUAGAAUAAAUAAUAUAUUAAUUGUU